AUGACCACCUCCUUGGUCCUGAAUCCUCGCUGGGCGGACACGGUUAUGUUUGUGUAUGAAAACAACUUGGAUGAGCUGAACAAGAACAUGGAGGGUCUGGUUGGUAGCGGCAAUUUCGCGGCCAACCAGUGCAGGAAUCUGAUGGCCCACUCCGCUCUGGGGGGUCACCCCUCUAGCCUGGUGCACAGCUCCGGCUACUCCGCGGUGGAUGUAUCGGGCUCAAGCUCCGGGGAACCAGGCAAACAGUGCACACCAUGCCCCGCGGUCCCUCAAGGCUCCUCCACAGGUCCCUUACCCUAUGGGUACUUUGGCAACGGCUAUUAUCCCUGCAGAAUGGGGCGGGGUUCGCUCAAAUCCUGCACCCAGCCCAGCGCGCUCAGCUACUCUGCGGAAAAAUACAUGGACACCCCGGUCACAUCUGAAGAAUAUCCGAGCCGGGCUAAAGAAUUUGCGUUCUACCACGGGUACCCAAGCCCCUACCAGUCCAUGGCGAGCUACCUGGACGUAUCGGUGGUGCAGACUCUCGGGGCAGGAGAGCCCCGUCACGACACGCUGCUUCCAAUGGACAGCUACCAGCCGUGGGCACUGACGAAUGGCUGGGGCGGCCAGAUGUACUGCUCAAAGGACCAGAGUCAAGCCGGACACCUUUGGAAAUCUGCGUUGGCAGAUGUAGUGGCCCACCAACACGAUGGCAACUCCUUUCGUCGCGGUAGAAAGAAAAGGAUUCCGUACACCAAGGUGCAGCUAAAGGAACUGGAGAAAGAGUAUGCCGCCAACAAAUUCAUCACGAAAGAUAAGAGGAGAAAGAUUUCAGCAGGAACCAACUUGUCGGAAAGGCAGAUUACGAUCUGGUUUCAAAACAGGAGAGUUAAAGAGAAGAAGUUCGUGGCCAAAGUCAAGACCAGUGCGCCGUAGUCAGUCAGGCUUGACCUAGACGAUUUGGACGAGGGACAUUGUUUUUGCUGUAUGAACAAAAAAUGAAGGAAAGAAAACGUCGACGUGGUACAUUUUUUUUGGAUUGGGAUUUGGUGUGCUAUUUUGCUUGCGCAAUUGCAUCGCCAAUUCGUCUUUAGAAAAGAAGAAAUAAAACAAGAACCAAGCCCUCUAAAGACAUUGUUUUAGAGGCCUGUAAAUACAGCACUUGCCUGCUUUAAUGUAACACUUACGUCUGCUUAACUGUUUAACUCGUGCUAUACAUGGAGGUAUAUAUAGGCUAUAUGUUAGGUAUGUCAAUGUUGUUACUGCAGUAGAAUA
Oncorhynchus masou masou (cherry salmon) is the source of this 1254-nucleotide messenger RNA. RefSeq names its product homeobox protein Hox-B13a. Gene Ontology annotation, molecular function: DNA-binding transcription factor activity, RNA polymerase II-specific; RNA polymerase II cis-regulatory region sequence-specific DNA binding. Lineage: Eukaryota; Metazoa; Chordata; Actinopteri; Salmoniformes; Salmonidae. The record is from RefSeq and is a predicted model, not a curated record. The coding region runs from base 1 to 915 and encodes 304 amino acids. The transcript has 2 exons. Gene Ontology annotation, biological process: regulation of transcription by RNA polymerase II.